UUUCAGAUAAUUGCCUUUGAUGAGUUAAAGACGGAUUUUAAGAGCCCCAUAGACCAGUGCAACCCUGUUCAUGCGCGGGAACGGCUGAGGAACAUCGAGCGCAUCUGCUUCCUUCUGCGAAAGCUGGUGCUGCCAGAAUACUCCAUCCACAGCCUCUUCUGCGUCAUGUUCCUGUGUGCUCAAGAGUGGCUCACCCUGGGGUUGAAUGUCCCUCUACUUUUCUAUCACUUCUGGCGGUAUUUCCACUGUCCAGCAGAUAGUUCCGAACUAGCCUACGACCCCCCGGUGGUCAUGAACGCAGACACCUUGAGUUACUGUCAGAAGGAGGCCUGGUGUAAGCUGGCCUUCUAUCUCCUCUCCUCUUUCUACUACCUUUACUGCAUGAUCUACUCUUUAGUGAGCUCUUAACUCAGCUUCCAUGCACAUCAUCAGAGACCGAGAUGGGAGAGGCCCGAGGCUGAGCAGUCUGCUUCUACUGGUGACUGGAGGAGGGACCAGAGUGGGGAUGUGUGAGAAAGAGACCAGCAGGCAGUCUGAACAGGACCUGGAAUCAUGCCGCAGCCAGAGGCUGAGCUAACUGUGUGUCUGUUGUUGCUCUGUGUGUCCCAGUCUUUGGCAUUCAAGUCCUACACACAGGUGGUAAAGCUCUUCUGAGCAUCAGGGACGUGGGGGAGUUAGGUGAUGAAACACUAAACCUCUCCUGGGAGAGAAUUGCUGCUGAAUCCACCUCAUCGGGCAGCGCCUUUCAAGUUCUCACUGAGUUCCUGGGCCGUGGGAAUGGAGGCUGGGAAGCUGGAAGGUGCCUGCUAAGGAACGGAAUGACCCAGAAUCGAGGCCAAGUCUGAAGGAGUCAAGAACGUUACUGGUUGCCCUAGACUCUUGUUGCGUUUCUUCCAGGCCCGGCCAUGCCCUUCACCUCAAAUGGGAGAGGCCAGAAGGUGGGAGGGGUUUGCUUUCAGUUGCAACCAGCCUUGAGCUUGGUGGGAUGUCUGAUUUUAUACUCUGCUUUGUGAGGGCCCUGCCUAGUGACUUCACGAGCUGGUUUGGGGGCAGGGUGUUGGUAAUGGCUAAGUCCAAAGUAACAGAGAUGAGCUGCAGAAGGAGGAACAUGAGUAUAGGAAAAAUGAAUUUUUUUAACAUUUGCAACAUGUUCAAGGUGUUAGUUCUUCACCACUGCAAGUUGUAUUCUUCCAUUGCUACCCCAAACCAUCACAGAGUCGUUUAAUACAAACCAAUUGGUCAACACUAAUCAAAGCCACCUUUUCAUAAAGAUCACAAAGCAGUUCCAAAGCCCAGAAAAUCCUAGAGAGUGGCUGCUCUGUACUGUGGGUAUCCGGCAGCCUGGAAGUGAGACAACAUAACUAUAACUUCAUUUAAUGAUGCUGCAUCAUUUUUCCUGUUUAGUUCAAUGGGAGGACAUCAGCUUAUUUAGAAUUUUCCAUUUGGCAUUCUCUCCCUUCUGGAUGUGAGUUGUGCUGGGGGUUGUAAAUAAUGACGAGACUGAGAUUUUUAGAAUGUUUAAACUGGGCACAAUGAUUUUGACCUUAUUCCCCAAACUUCCUUUCUUUUCUGCUGUUUGACAUGCACAGGCUAUUUAUACAUGUACCCAGCUUCCAUCUGAAACCUGUGACUCAGGUUUAUGAAUGGUGUCUGUGUAAUACAUUGUGUGCUAUGUUUAAAAUGCAGCGACAGCUUGAAUGUCUCACAUAA
This is a messenger RNA of Galeopterus variegatus (Sunda flying lemur), 1710 nucleotides long. It is a transcript of the gene CNIH3, whose product is annotated as cornichon family AMPA receptor auxiliary protein 3. Lineage: Eukaryota; Metazoa; Chordata; Mammalia; Dermoptera; Cynocephalidae. The record is from RefSeq and is a predicted model, not a curated record. The annotation marks the transcript as partial. The transcript is spliced from 5 exons. Gene Ontology annotation, cellular component: synapse; dendrite. Gene Ontology annotation, biological process: vesicle-mediated transport; regulation of AMPA receptor activity.